AUAGCUGUCUGCCAGAAUGUGGCUCUGAGUGCAGAGGACAAGCUUCUUAUGCGACACCGGCUGCGGAAACACAAGAUCCUAGUGAAGGUCUACCCCAACCAGGUCCUGAGGCCUUUCCUGGAGGAUUCCAAGUACCAAAACCUGCUGCCCCUUUUUGUGGGGCACAACAUGCUGCUGAUCAGUGAAGAGCCCAAGGUCAAGGAGAUGUUACGGAUCUUAAGGACUGUGCCAUUCCUGCCGCUGCUAGGUGGCUGCAUUGAUGACAUCAUCCUCAGCAGGGAGGGCUUUGUCAACUACUCCAAGCUCCCUAGCUUGCCCCUGGUGCUGGGGGAGCUUGUAGGAGGCCUCACCUGCAUCACGGCCCAGACCCACUCCCUGCUCCAGCACCAGCCCCUCCAGCUGACCACCCUGUUGGACCAGUACAUCAGACAGCAACGCAAGGAUUCUGCUGUGUCAGCCAAUGGGAAGCCAGAUCCUCCUGACCAUGUUCCAGACUCGUAGCCAGCCUGUUUAGUCAGCCCUGCCUAUAAAUACACUCUGCCCUAAAAAAAAAAAAAAAAAAAA
Messenger RNA from Cebus imitator (Panamanian white-faced capuchin), 564 nucleotides. RefSeq names its product 39S ribosomal protein L10, mitochondrial-like. The transcript has a single exon. The annotation marks the transcript as partial. NCBI's taxonomy places the organism in Eukaryota, Metazoa, Chordata, Mammalia, Primates, Cebidae. Gene Ontology annotation, cellular component: mitochondrial large ribosomal subunit. The record is from RefSeq and is a predicted model, not a curated record. Gene Ontology annotation, biological process: translation. Gene Ontology annotation, molecular function: structural constituent of ribosome.